CUGACAACCGUCAUUCAUCUUACAUCCGGAAGUACUAUUAACUGUUUUUCCGGUCUCAAAAUAUCCCCCAAAAAAUAUCCUUGGACAUCGAAAUCUUUUCAAGAACACGGUAGAUUGAGAGCUCGUUCGUUUUUUUGCGGAGCCCACUGAGGUCUAGACAUGGAGGUGCCUUACUACCUGCCCAAAUUGCUUUUUGAGCUCAACGAGCAGCGCAAGAGGGGCUUCUUCUGUGAUUGCAGCAUCCUCGUCGAGGGUCGUGUCUUCAAGGCACACCGUAAUGUGCUGUUUGCGGGAAGUGGUUAUUUUCGGGCUCUUUUGGUUCACUAUUUACAGGACAGUGGACAGCGCCACAGCACAGCAUCAUUAGACAUAGUCACAGCUGAGGCCUUCUCCGCCAUCUUAGACUUCCUUUACUCCGGCCGCUUGUGCUUAAGCAGCAACAAUGUAAUCGAGGUGAUGUCAGCAGCCAGCUACUUGCAAAUGACGGAUCUGGUGAACCUUUGCAAAGGGUACAUCCGCUCAUCUUUGGAAAUAUGUAACAAAGGCAAGGAGGGCAAAACAGAGGAGGGGAAUGCAGAAGAGGAAGGACGGUACAGACUUGCAGACAGUGGAACUCCUGCUGCAACAAACCCCGGCAGCUUUGGGGCUGCGGAGCCUCGUUCACAGCUUACAGAAACAGAUGGAGCAUCUGUAAACCCAACUCAUAGCCCUUUGCCCAUCCACAACGACACCCCUCCAGUUCCAAGCAAAGACUGCCAUUCUGGUGAGGAAAGACCAAAAGCACACAUGGAUCAUGCUAACCUCUCCUCCUCUUCAUGUUCUGCUUUGACGCCAGAGUUAGUGAACCCCAAAAUAGAGUACGACCCGGAUGAAGAGCUUUUAGAAUCUCCCGACAGUAAAGAUCUGGCUUCAUAUCCUGGACCCUCGCUUCCUCAUCAUAGCAAACAACUUCCCCCAAGUGUCAGCCUGUCCACUGAGCGCUGCUUCGUGGGCUCUUCUUUCAACGCCAGGCAGCUCAUGGAAAUGCUGGCCAGGGGGGAAGGCCCGAAGGUGGAGCGAGGGGGGCAGCGCUUUUUCCAAGGAGCCCCUGGCAGCAGCUUGGUAGCAGGCAGAGUGGAGGAUGGUUUAAGCUUUGUGGGGUCAUCUGUGAUGGAGAUCCAGUCUGAUUGGCUCGGGGAGGAUACAGGAGAUAACUUGCUGGUUCCUGUUAAGCUCCACAAAUGCCCGUUCUGUCCGUACACUGCCAAGCAGAAAGGCAUUAUGAAGAGGCAUAUUCGCUGUCACACGGGAGAGAGACCCUUCCCUUGUCCCAUGUGUGGCAAGAGGUUCACGAGGCAGGAGCAUCUUCGCACCCACGCCUUGAGCGUGCACAGGCAUGACUUGCCUGUGUCGUGCAAGAGCUGCAGGCGUGUCUUCACCGGAUCUACCGUAUCUCCCGGUUUGAGACGCUACGGCAUCUGCGACAGCUGCAACUGCGUGACCACCACUCACACCGACUCCACACCGGUCCACACGGCCAGCCAAGCGGAGCCCACGGAACGCGGAGACGGGGGCACCGACUGGUCCAGCUUCAUGGACGAUGUGGAUGAGGUGGAGGUGGGCCGAGUGGAGGAUUUGGUGGAGAAACAGAUGCUGGAAAAGCAGCUGGCUGCCUGCAAUGAUGUAGGUCACACUCUGAAGUCUGAAGGCAAUUAUUAUGAUUAAUUAUUGAACUUCAUUACUUGUUAUAUACAGUAUACAUAUAAGCAUAUAAAUGUGAGUUUUUGUGAUUUGAUCAGUUUUUUACUUAUGCAGAGUGUACGCAGCAUGAUGGAUUUGUGGUUAGCACCUCUGGCUCACAAUCAGGAGAUCCCAUUGGAACAUCUCUGUGAUGUGUAGCGUUUGCAUGUUCUCCCCAUGCCUGUAUGUGUUUUCCCUGGUACUCCACAUCCCCAAAACAUGCACAUUGGAGACCUUUAAUUGUCCAUAGGUGGGAACGUGAAUGGUUGUUUGUCAAUAUGUGCUCUGCUCAGGGUAUACCCCACCUCUCGCCAGAAGUCAGCUGGGAUAGGCUCCAGCUCAUCCAUGAUCCUAAUCAGGACAAGCGGUACAAAAAUGAAUGGAUGAUUGGAGUUUUGUUGGUGUACUAAGUGUACAAAUAUUUAUUUCCUUUC
Doryrhamphus excisus (bluestripe pipefish) is the source of this 2153-nucleotide messenger RNA. It is a transcript of the gene zbtb8b, whose product is annotated as zinc finger and BTB domain containing 8B. The record is from RefSeq and is a predicted model, not a curated record. Gene Ontology annotation, molecular function: protein binding; DNA-binding transcription factor activity, RNA polymerase II-specific; RNA polymerase II cis-regulatory region sequence-specific DNA binding. Gene Ontology annotation, biological process: regulation of transcription by RNA polymerase II. NCBI's taxonomy places the organism in Eukaryota, Metazoa, Chordata, Actinopteri, Syngnathiformes, Syngnathidae.